This is a messenger RNA of Centruroides sculpturatus (bark scorpion), 785 nucleotides long. It is a transcript of the gene Vps20, whose product is annotated as charged multivesicular body protein 6-A-like. The record is from RefSeq and is a predicted model, not a curated record. Bases 122 to 667 code for a protein of 181 amino acids. Gene Ontology annotation, cellular component: ESCRT III complex; multivesicular body. The transcript has 6 exons. Lineage: Eukaryota; Metazoa; Arthropoda; Arachnida; Scorpiones; Buthidae. Gene Ontology annotation, biological process: late endosome to vacuole transport via multivesicular body sorting pathway; vesicle budding from membrane.
CGUUUCCGGCGUGACGGAUUAAAGUUCCCCCGCAGAGAAUGGAGAGGACGAGGAGUUCUUUAAUUAAAAAUUGACGAAUGACUUAAUUUUUAUAAUAAUUAGAACAAUUAUUAUUUGAAAAAUGGGCUCUCUGUUUUCGAGAUUUAAGAAAAAAGAAUCAAGAGUUACGGAACAAGACAAAGUAAUUCUCCAACUGAAGCAACAGAGGGAUAAACUGAAACAAUAUCAGAAAAGAAUUACUGUCAAUCUAGAAAAAGAACGUGCUCUGGCUAAAACCUUAUUACAGGAUGGCAAAAAGGAAAAAGCAAAACUACUGCUGAGAAAGAAACGAUUUGCAGAGCAAAUGCUAGCCAAAACAGAUGGACAACUAGUGAACUUAGAACAAAUGGUAUAUAAUAAAAUUAUUGAUAUUAAUAAUUAUGGAAACAAAGAUAUCAGAUUACAAAGAUUAAUUGAAAUUGAUGAACUGCUCUCUGGUUAUCUCACUCAAGAAGAUGAGGAUGCCGUUCUAGAUGAGUUAGAAGCCAUUGUUGCCGAAAGUAUGCCCAAUGUUCCAGAAGAAGCUGAAGAAGAAGCUAAAGAAGAAAUCAAAUUUCCUGAAAUACCUAAAGAAGAACCAAAAGAAAAGAAAGCCGAGCCCGAAAGAAUCCCGGUGGCAGCUUCUUAAAUUGCAUGGCUUGGGAAUCCGAUUCAAACACCACUGGUAAAACUAACCGAAACGAUUUACUAUUUUCGUGUAAUUGAUUUUGUUAAUUUUGUAUAUAAUUAUGUGUUUGUUUAUGGGG